This is a messenger RNA of Megalopta genalis, 1203 nucleotides long. RefSeq names its product biogenesis of lysosome-related organelles complex 1 subunit 2 (gene Blos2). NCBI's taxonomy places the organism in Eukaryota, Metazoa, Arthropoda, Insecta, Hymenoptera, Halictidae. Gene Ontology annotation, cellular component: BLOC-1 complex; gamma-tubulin complex; BORC complex. The record is from RefSeq and is a predicted model, not a curated record. Gene Ontology annotation, biological process: endosomal transport; lysosome localization. Gene Ontology annotation, molecular function: gamma-tubulin binding.
AAGAGGCGCCACUAUUACUUAACCAACAAUUGCUAAGCUAAGCCCAUCAUUUUGUCUGCCGUGGACAUCACUGACGAUACUGACAUACGUUUUUGUAUACAUACAUGUAUGUGCACUGCUUUUCCCUUUGAGUGAAAUUCACUUUGAUUAUUUUCUUUUGAAGUGCAACUUGUUCGAAACGACAUGACGUCAGUUCAAGACCCGUUGAAAGAGGACACACAAAUAGAGCCUGUUCCCGGUGCGGACAGUAUAGCGGAUCGCAAUUCGAGAUGUGAUUCACCGAAACGUGGAACUACGCUGUCAACUAGCACAAGUAGUUUCGAAGCUUUGGAUCCUCACGAUCCGAAUCUGAGCCGUUUAGCGAACACGAUGUUCCAGAAAACUGGCGAGUAUUUGCAAGAAGAAUUGACAGCCACGCACGCCGACUAUCGUUUGUUGGAACGAUUAAAUAAAGAGACGAUUGCCAAGUGCACCGAAUUAAAAACCAUAUCCUCGAAUGUAGCACAGUCGUUGGACUCGUUAAACGAGAAAUAUAAAAAAUUACAACCUAUUCUGGAUAAUAUCAAUGAGAUUGAUGAUAGUGUGACGAAGCUAGAACAAGCUGCGUAUAAAUUAGCAUCGUAUUCAAAACGAUUAGAAGCAAAGUUUAAAGACAUCGAGAAAGAUACCAGAAACAAGUGAACCUGUGAUAUGUAAAUGUGCGUGUGUAUGUAACAAACGUGUUGAUUAGAUGAAUAUACAUGUAUGUACAUAUAUAAUAAAUGCAUAUACGAUAGAUGAACGAAUCUAUCUUACCGCGUAGUAAAAGACAAGUUUGUCUUUAUGUUAAGCAUAAAUGUGCAAUCAAUUUGUGUACAUAGUAUUCUAGUAUUAUUUAAUUACAAUAGCAAGUCAAUUUACAUGUUUCUUUUCUCUAUAUGCAUAUCCAGGUUCAAAAUAACGGCAACCAAUUAUUGUAUUUAUAAUAAACGUAUUUUGUAUAAUGAUACUGUAAAAAAUUAAUGUGUUACAUGCUGCCUUACGAUAUAUCACAUACUGUUUUCUUUUUUAUAAUUCCGUAAUUACUCUAACUGUAUUGUAGUCUACUUAUCAAUCUACUUUACUUGAAAAAUAUAUAAGGUAUUGUUACAGAAAUUGUUAAACAAUAUUGUACAGGAAGUAAUUUAUACUAUGCGCAUAAACCAAUAAAUAAUUAUUCUUAAA